AUGCGAAGAAGGCUGUGCAUUAAACAGCUUUCUGCUCACUUGGAUGAUGAUUAUGCUAAGCUGAAAGACCGCUAUUGCCGUCUCACUGGACAAGUAGACUUGGGAAUGUAUCUUGAUGCGAAGUGUUGCAAGGAAUACAGAAGAAAGCUCUACAGUUUACCUGAGACCGCAGCUGUGCUGAAGCGCACUGUUGAGGCUCUUAUGGAGAGAGGAGCCGUUGUGAGGAACCUGGAAAACCUGGGAGAAAGGUCUCUACCUUACAAAAUCUCCAAGCACAAGGAGCGCCACAGAAGAGGAGGGUAUUUUUUGAUAGACUUAGAGGGCCCACCUUCGAUUGUGUCGACCAUGAUGGAUCAUUUAGGACGUGAUAUUGACGUAAUUAGACGUGCUUUUGUAAAGCAUCCUGUAUCAAAGACAGAAGAAUGCAGUGGCAUAAUCCCAGUCAACUAUGAAGAUAAACUAAUGGCCAAGAGGAAGUGAAUAUUCCAAAUAGGAUGUUUGAAACUUUAAAAAAUUUUCUUAUUCCUGCUUUGGAAAACAAUUGUGAUAACUAAUGUCCAUCAAAAAUAAUCAGUUCUGGCCAUGUUAUGCGUGUGGUAUAGUACACUAUCUUAAGUUAUUGUAACAUUUGAGGUAUCUUUUUGUUUAAAAUAAUUUGAAUAGACUUAAUCUGUAUGCAUAUCUUGAUAUCUGACAACUCUGAAAAUUGAUUUUCUUUUCUGUUAGAGCAUUACGCUGAUAAUGAAGAUUUAUCCGUCAUUAUAAUGCUAAAAAUAGCAUUCUUUUCCAAAGACAGAUUACUUCAGAAUAUGUAUAUUUACAUAAGAAAUUAAGAAGUCUACAGUGUAAAUAUAGCAGUACAGGAUGUGAUUUAUUGGAGGUUUUUGAUUUGUUGGA
Molecule: messenger RNA, 897 nt
Organism: Leptosomus discolor (cuckoo roller)
Lineage: Eukaryota; Metazoa; Chordata; Aves; Leptosomiformes; Leptosomidae
Source: RefSeq, a predicted model, not a curated record